AUGUGUCUUCAAGGGGGAGCUGAAAGACCGAAGCUUCUUUUAAGUAUUAGAUUGAUAAGGGCCCUUCUCCUCCUGGGGCUGAACCCCGUCUCCACCUCCCUACAAGAUCAGCGCUGUGAGAGCCUGUCUCUGGCCAGCAACGUCUCUGGCCUGCAGUGCAAUGCCUCCGUGGACCUCAUUGGCACCUGCUGGCCCAGGAGCCCUGCAGGGCAGUUGGUGGUUCGGCCCUGCCCUGCCUUUUUCUAUGGUAUCCGCUACAAUACGACAAACAAUGGCUACCGAGAGUGCCUGGCCAAUGGCAGCUGGGCAGCCCGAGUGAAUUACUCUGAGUGCCAGGAGAUUCUCAACGAAGAGAAGAAGAGCAAAGUGCACUACCACAUUGCCAUCAUCAUCAACUACCUGGGCCACUGCAUCUCCCUGGUGGCCCUCCUGGUGGCCUUUAUCCUCUUUCUGCGUCUCAGGAGCAUCCGGUGCCUGAGAAACAUCAUCCACUGGAACCUCAUCUCGGCUUUCAUCCUGCGCAACGCCACAUGGUUUGUGGUCCAGCUCACCAUGAGCCCCGAGAUCCACCAGAGCAAUGUGGGAUGGUGCAGGUUGGUGACAGCUGCCUACAACUACUUCCACGUCACCAACUUCUUCUGGAUGUUUGGUGAGGGCUGCUACCUGCACACGGCCAUUGUGCUCACGUACUCCACUGACCGUCUGCGCAAGUGGAUGUUCAUCUGCAUUGGCUGGGGUGUACCUUUCCCCAUCAUUGUGGCAUGGGCCAUCGGGAAGCUGUACUACGACAAUGAAAAGUGCUGGUUUGGCAAACAUCCUGGAGUGUACACUGAUUACAUCUACCAGGGCCCCAUGAUCCUGGUCCUGCUGAUCAACUUUAUCUUUCUCUUCAACAUUGUCCGCAUCCUCAUGACCAAACUCCGGGCAUCCACCACGUCUGAGACUAUACAGUACAGGAAAGCUGUGAAGGCCACUCUGGUGCUGCUGCCCCUCCUGGGCAUCACCUACAUGUUAUUCUUUGUCAACCCUGGGGAGGACGAGGUCUCCAGGGUCGUCUUCAUCUACUUCAACUCUUUUCUGGAGUCCUUUCAGGGCUUCUUCGUGUCUGUGUUCUACUGUUUUCUGAACAGUGAGGUCCGCUCUGCCGUCCGGAAGAGGUGGCAUCGGUGGCAGGACAGGCACUCAAUCAGAGCCCGAGUGGCCCGCGCCAUGUCCAUCCCCACCUCCCCCACCAGAGUCAGCUUCCACAGCAUCAAGCAGUCCACAGCAGUGUGAGCUGCAGGCCACAGAGCAGCCCCCGAGUCCUGAGGCUGGGGGAAUAAUGCAAGCUCCCUGGCGAGCCUGUCUGCAGAGGCAGUCGGCCUUCCCAUUCCUACCCCUGGGCUGCAGACCUGAGUGCCUGCCCAGCUGUAGACGAUGGCUCAUAGCAUUGGGCUGGGCCCACGGCAUCGGGCUCCCUGCUGCCCAUUCUUCUCGGAGAGUGGAAAUGGAGACCAGGGGUAGAAACCCUGAAGCAGUUUAAUGGGCCCUGUGAAAGCUGUCUUUUCCCAAAGCAGCUCACCGAAGAUCUUUAGUCUCCAGAGGCUGCGGGGAGGCCACUUGCUACCCCAGGGCAUCAUGGGAAACUCUCUCCUGUGAUUGUGAAGCCUCUGAAUCUUGGCGAUGCCUUUGAAUGUUACUGAGAACCAAUGUCACAUGGUCCAGUCAGGGGACCUGGAGAUAGCGGUAGAAAUCUGGUGGCAUCAUCAGAUAGCACUCCACUACCCUAGAAGCCACUCCUGAGCCACCAGAAUGUCAUCAGCACCGUGGCACUGCCACCAGAAAGCCCUGCCUUGCUGCCUUGCACCCUUAGACGUUUACUAUUCUGCAGGCCAAUCCAGCUUUAUGUCACUUACCCACUGACGACAACAGUCCCCUCGCCCGCCCUGAAAUCCUACCACCUCUUGCCUCUGGGUGUCUUCUGAUUUGUGAGAAGGUGGGGGUUGGGAAGGGGACUGAGUUGGCCUGUGAGGGAGAAUCAAGCGGGCCCAGCCUUUAAGGAAGUUGUGUCUCCUGGGUGCCCAGGCCACUAGUUUUGUUGGCUGGCCUCUGGAACAUGCUCAGAGGCUAAGUAAAGUAAGAACAGCCCUUUGCUCAAGUGCCCUGAACCAGGACAGGUGGCUCCUGGGACAACUGACAGACCCCUUAC
Peromyscus eremicus (cactus mouse) is the source of this 2188-nucleotide messenger RNA. RefSeq names its product corticotropin releasing hormone receptor 1 (gene Crhr1). Gene Ontology annotation, molecular function: corticotropin-releasing hormone receptor activity; G protein-coupled peptide receptor activity; corticotropin-releasing hormone binding. Gene Ontology annotation, cellular component: plasma membrane; neuron projection. Gene Ontology annotation, biological process: adenylate cyclase-activating G protein-coupled receptor signaling pathway; cell surface receptor signaling pathway. The record is from RefSeq and is a predicted model, not a curated record. Bases 1 to 1275 code for a protein of 424 amino acids. NCBI's taxonomy places the organism in Eukaryota, Metazoa, Chordata, Mammalia, Rodentia, Cricetidae. The transcript is spliced from 13 exons.